AUAAACUACCGUGGCCAUUUGUACAUUCCCGCCACGUGUAUAGCGACGGAUACAUCUAGCUGUUAAUUUCAUUCCUGCUGAAUUUCGGACCUGUUUGGAUGUGUCAAAUGCUUGAAUUCACCGCAGGGACACUAUGAAAACACAGUGAGAAAACCAGCAGCUUUUUCCAAGUUUCACCAGAACUUCCUACAUCAGGAUGAAGGAACGGACAGAUGCUCCUCAGGACCGUGGCUGCUUGGUGGGAGUCUGUUUCUUCAUUCUGGGCCUGGGAACGCUGCUACCAUGGAACUUCUUCAUGACUGCCUCAUUGUAUUUCCAAGGUCGCCUGAACACGACAGAAUGGAGCAACGGCACAGUGGUGGUGCGCAAGGAGUACUACUUCAACAACUGGAUGACCCUGCUGUCCCAGCUGCCCCUGCUGGUGUUCACACUGCUCAACUCCUUCCUCUACCAGAGGAUAUCAGAGGCAGUGCGCAUCGCAGGUAGCCUGGUUUUCAUCCUGCUGCUCUUCAUCCUCACAGCCGUGCUGGUCAAAGUGCCCAUGGAGGAGGAUCGCUUCUUCUCUGUCACCAUGGCUACUAUCUGGUUCAUCAACUCGUUUGGCGCCGUGCUGCAGGGCAGCCUCUUCGGUUUGGUGGGUCAGCUGCCUCAGAAGUACAGUGCCAUCUUCAUGAGCGGCCAGGGCCUCGCCGGGACCUUCGCCGCCAUCGCCAUGCUGCUAGCCAUAGCCAGCGACGUCGACUCUGAGACAGCGGCGUUGGGUUACUUUAUCACGCCAUGUGUGGGAACGCUGGUCACACUCUUCAGCUACCUGCUGCUGCCCCGCCUGGAGUUUGCCCAGUUUUACCUCAACAAAAGCGGCAAGUACGAGGCAGGCACCACAGACGAGCUACUAAAAGAGAGCAGCACAGUGGAGAACGGCAAGCUGAACGGCCACGCUAACGGCACGGUGAGCAGCAGCACAACCGAGAGGGACAGUGCAGCUGAGACCGAGGUGGACCCCAGUCCAGACGGGCCCAAGCAGGCCUUCCUGUCGGUGGAGCAAGUGGAGAAGGGACAAGCUAAGGCCUCAGUCAUAGAGGUCUUCAAAAAGAUCUGGGUGAUGGCAUUCUGCGUGACGUUUGUGUUCACAGUCACCCUGUCCGUCUUUCCCGCCGUCACUGCAGAUGUGAAGAGCUCAUUCCCAGGAAAAUGGGAGCGAUUCUUUAUCUCAGUGUGCUGCUUCCUGAUUUUCAACAUCCACGACUGGUUGGGCCGGACAGUCACCACCUUGAUCCGUUGGCCUCAAAAGGAGUCUCGCCUGUUCCCAGUGCUGGUUGUCUCCAGAGUGAUCUUCAUCCCUCUGCUGAUGCUCUGUAAUGUCCAGAAUCGCUACUUCCUUCCCGUCUACUUCGGCAAUGAUUUUGCUUUCGCCAUCAUCAUGGCUCUCUUCUCUGUGUCCAGUGGCUACUUCGUCUGCCUCUCCAUGUCCUACGCACCACAGUUGGUGGAGCCUAAGGAUGCAGAGACUGCAGGAGCCCUGAUGACUUUCUUCUUAGCGCUGGGUCUGUCCAUCGGAGCCGCCCUGUCCUUCCCUCUCCGAGCCCUUGUCUAGUCACACACACAUACAGCACUGCAUAGACACUGUAGAAUAUUUUCACACGCACUCGGAGGGGAAAUAUGAUCAACGUGUUUUUUGUCAGUCUGCCCCUCCUGGACGACCUCCUCGUUUUUUCUCCAUUUUUUUCUGUCAGGUGCUGUGUGUGUGUUACAGCCUUGACAACCAAGCACCCUGAAUGACGCUGGAGAAACUGGUUUAGGUA
Molecule: messenger RNA, 1802 nt
Organism: Plectropomus leopardus (leopard coralgrouper)
Lineage: Eukaryota; Metazoa; Chordata; Actinopteri; Perciformes; Serranidae
Product: equilibrative nucleoside transporter 2
Biological process (GO): guanine transport; thymine transport; adenine transport
Cellular component (GO): plasma membrane; basolateral plasma membrane
Molecular function (GO): nucleoside transmembrane transporter activity
Source: RefSeq, a predicted model, not a curated record